AUGACAUCUUUGGGGGACAGCGCUGCUCUGCUCAGUUGCUCAGUCCGCGCGGGCGAGCCGGAAUUUUCGUUUCCUCCUCCUUCGCCCGCUGCUCUCGCCUCCGAUUCCCCCCGAAGCGCACUCCCGCCGCUCGUCCUCCUUUUUUUUUUUUCCUCCUCCCCCCUCCCUGAGCCCGAUCUACUCCGUAGGAGCGAAAGAGAGAGAGAGAGAGAGAGGAAAAAGAGAGUAGCUCAGCAAAGAGAAGAAGGGCAGUUUCUCCCCUCUCCUUCGGCCAGCCGAUUCCCCAGCAUUUGCCUUCGGGCCAGCUUGGAGGCAAGGCUGGGAGAACCUGCUGGGAAUGCUCGGGAGCCGCUGCCGCCGGCGCUGAGAAGCGGGGUGAAUGGAAGGGAGGAGCGAGGAGGGUGUGUCACCUGCACCCAAGAUCCCCAUGGUCACAUGAUCAAAAUUCAGAACUUGGCAACUGGCAUGUAUGACUGCUGCAGUGUCCUGGAGUCAUGUGAUCACCUUUUGCAACCACACCUGGAAUACUGCAUCCAGUUUUGGUCACCACAUUACAAGAAAGAUGUUGAGACUUUGGGAAAAGUGCGAAGAAGAGUAACUAAGAUGAUUAAAAGCCUGAAAACUAAAACAUAUGAAGAAUGGUUGGAGGAAUUGUGCAUGGCCAAUCUAGAGAAAAGAAGAACGGGGUGUCAUGAUAGUAGUAUUCCAAUAUUUGAGGGGCUGCCUCAAGGAAGAGAAGGGUCAACUUAUUUUCCAAAGCACCAGAAGGCAAGACAAGAAAUGGUGGAUGGAGUGGAGAAGGAGGAGAGGAAGUAGUAAAGUGAAGCAGAUGAAGGAGGGAAAGUAGUAGAGGGUAGAGAGGGAGGUUGUGAAGAAAGGAAGCGGCAAUCGGGCAGGCCUGAAUCAGUAAUAAAUAAAAAUUAAUGAUUAAUGAUGGAUAAUAGUUUGUACAUAAAUAUGAUGUUGGAAAAUGGAAAUAAAAAAAAUAUUUAUAAAAAAAAAAGAAAUGGUGGAUGGAAACUAAUCAAGCAGAGAAGCAACCUGGAAUUAAGAAGAAACUUCCUAACGGUGAGGUCAAUUAACCAGUGGAACAGCUUGCCUUCAGAAGUUUUAGGGGCUUCAUCACUGGAAGCUUUUAAGAAAAGACUGGACAACAACCUAUAUGAAAUGGUAUAGGAUCUCCUGCUUGAGUAGGAGGUUGGAUUAGAAUACCUCCAAAAUUCCUUCCAGCUCUAUUCUGAUUGAUUGACCUUCUGACAAGCAAAGUCAAUGGGGAAGCCAGAUUCACUUAACAACUGUGUUACUAACUUAAUAACUGCAGUGAUUCACUUAACAACUAUGGUGAGAAAGGUAAUAAAAUGGAGCCAAACUCACUGAACAACUGUCUUGCUUAGCAACAGAAAUGUUGGCCUCAAUUGGACUUAUAAGUCAAGGACUACCUCUAUAGCCUUUGCCUUAAAAUGAUAUGCACCUCUUUGAAUUGGGUGAGAACUCUACAUGUUAUGGCUUUGUUUCAUCCACUCUUCAUCUGAGCAUAUGGCCUACUAACCAACCGUAGGCCACAUGGCUUUGUAUGAGCUACAUAAGAUGUGGAAGGAGAAGAAGAAAGGAAAGAUGGUCUGUAAGAAAUGCCAAGAACAACAAAUAGAAGCGACCAAAAAAAGGAGAGUAAGAUCCAUCCAUGCCAGUUAAGUAUUAAGACUGAAAAAUGGCAUGAUUUGUUUGCAAAGACCUAAACAGUAAUGCAGUUCAGCCGUAUGCUUACACCAAAAUAAAACACUAGAGUUGGUUUAAUCCAUAGUAAAUACAUGUAGAACUUACAUUUGACUUAACAUUACUUAGGUAAGACUUAAGUUCUUCCAGAUAUUGCAGAGUAACUUCAUUCAGUAUUUUAGAAAGUUAAUACGUUUUUAUUGUGUGAGUAUGAGGCCAAAAUGAGUGCAUAUUCUCAAUACUACCAAUAAUAAUGAAAGAUGCAUUAAUAUACAAUAUUUGAUUAUAUAGUGAAGUGUGCAUGAGCAUUUGAUGUUUAUGGAAACCAUGGGCACAUUUGAAUUUUUUGGAUUGUGUCCAAUAUAUGAAACAUAUUCCAGGAAAGCAGAUCUGUGUUAUAUCCAUUUCUAAGACAUGCAUAGUAUACUGGUUUGCUUCGACAGCCAUUUUGAGUUAUGAUACCAUCACUGUCUUAGCAUUUCCAUCCUUGCUGUAAUGUUUGCUGAAUAUUUAAUUACAACAAAGAGCAGGAAUAUUACAUUGCCUUAUAAACAGCAAGUCAUACAUGGAAGAUCAUUGCCUCUUAUUAAAAUAGCCAUAUGCUUGCAAACUAAAAAUAUUUUGCAGUCUAGAGCAACUUAUUUAGUAUCUGGCUCUACAUAUAUUGUGUUUGGUUUGUGAAAUCAAACAUAAUACUGGUUUUAUUUUUAUUUUACUUUUGAUGGUGCUGACCUGUAAGAGCUUUUUUGUGUAGUGGUGUCAUCCCCCCCCCCCGCCAUUAUCCACUAGAAAUAAAACAUUUUAUUACUUUAGUUGGCGUUUAGGCAGGUGGUGAGUGUUCGUUUUUUAACUAUUUUUGUGUUUCAUAACUUAUGCUGAUGAUUUUUUUUAGCCUUCAACUAAGUAGUAUGUGAUAUAGAGGGGUAUGUUUUUAUCAAUAAUGUAUAUUAUGUAGCUUUUAUUACCGUCACCACUGAAUAUGCAGUACUUGAUAUGUAAUACAAAAUAUUUUAAGAUAAGUAAAUAAUUCAUGGCAUUUUUUCUCUGAGCAGUUCAGAUUUUUUCCCCUCUCUACCCAUGCUAUCUUCUCUCUCCCUGGCAAUUCAACCAAGGUCACCCCUGAGUUUCAAAUAAUUUAUUCUUGAAUUAAAGAAGGUGUUAAGAGAACUGACCCAAAUAAAGAACUAUUCCUUAAACAAAAGACUCUUAAGUUGAAGGCUAUUAAAGAAAUUUGGAUUUCUACAAAGGAACUGGUUUUGUAGGUCAAGUAAAGCAGUGUUUAACAUUAAAUAUUCCCCAUUUCAGUGCUCCAGUUAAAACUUAUGAAGAUCACUGAUACUAUAUUAGUUCCAUGCUCUCAAUCACAUGUUCACUGCAAUUGCCUAAAGGGGAGAAAAAAACAUCAUAUGCCUAUAGCUGUAUGGGCAUGAAUCCAGAACUCAAAAAUAUAAAUGCAAAACCAUGGACUUGGGGGAUUUGGUCUUAUGGAUGAGGUUGAGUUUAAGGUUGCA
Ahaetulla prasina is the source of this 3224-nucleotide messenger RNA. RefSeq lists its product as uncharacterized. Lineage: Eukaryota; Metazoa; Chordata; Lepidosauria; Squamata; Colubridae. Bases 1 to 816 code for a protein of 271 amino acids. The record is from RefSeq and is a predicted model, not a curated record. The transcript is spliced from 2 exons.